CAACAUUUCACAACAUAAAAACUUCUUUCUUUAAAAAUCUUUUAAUUUCAAUAAAAAAUAAUGGAAAUUAGUGACUUACCUUUGGAGAUACUUGUAGAAAUUUUAACAUAUCUUCCUGUUGAUCGUCGUCAAAGUGCAUCAUGGCGAAUUAACUGCUUUUACGAGGCAUCUACUCAUCCACGAUUCAAAAAUGAUUUUCGCUUGAAUUUACGAGCUGCUCAUUUGGAUGAAAACACAGAUCCUGUUCAAGUGUUCGAAGGAAGUCAUCGAGUGUUUGGAGAAGUUGUAUUUUAUGACACAACUUUCGGAAAUGGUUAUGAAGAUUUUCUCGAAGGAAUUUGUAAAUUUGCCGAAACAAUUUCGCUCAAAUACAAAUGCCGGAAAGUUGAAACAAAAAACAUUGUCGCUGUCAUUGGUUCGUGUUGCGAUUUGAAAACACUUUCCAUUGAGCUCGAUGAGGGAUUUGCUGUGAUACUGAAUGCAAGUGAUAAGGAAAAGACUAAAAUUCGUCAAGGCUUAAAAACAAUCGAACAUUUGAAAAUUUCCGGUCCAAUUGAGGCACGUAUCGAGAGUUUUGUUGAAUUCUUAGAUUGGAUGCCGAAACUAAAAGUGCUUGAUUUACGCAAUUUAGAUGUUUUUCGCUCCGAGGAAAGGCAAUUUUAUGAUGCUUUACUGCCUUAUAUCGAACGACACUCUGCCACGCUGAAAGGGAUUCUCUUCGAAAAAGAUUACAAACCUGAAAAUUUAGAAAAGUACAAAAGACUCGUUCAAAUGAGUGAUUUGUGUCUUACCCAAUUUGCCGGAACAGCAUUGCAAAAUUGGAAAUGGAGUGAAGCUGAAUACGAUUGUUUCCGAAAAUUCCUCCAAUCGAAAUGUAAGCUCGACGAAUUGCGACUUAACACUGCCCAACAGCUUGAAUGGGGACACUUGAUUGAAAUUAUUAAAGAACAGAAAAAUUUGAAACGGCUUGAAGUUGAUAAUUUUUCGUUUUUUCCAUCAGUUGAAGCAGGUUUGUUACAUUUGCUGCCAAAGAUAGAGUCGAUAGUCUUUCGGGAUUCGAUGGAUCAUCAACAUCAGGUUUGGCCUCUCGUUAACGAAGAAAAUCUUGUACCUGCCAUAAAUUAUACGCUCAAAGAACUCGUGAUAAGUAAAUUUUAUGGUCUUUAUACGCCCGUUUGGUUAAAUUGUGAAUAUCGAGCCUUAACACGUUUGGAGAUUCGAGAUUGUGAGCUUGAAGACGAACAUGUGCAUUUAAUAUGCGAAAAGCUGCCAAAACUCGUAGAUUUUACAAUUACAAGCCCAAUGAUAACGGAUUUCGCUAUCACAGGAAGACCUCGACGAAAAUCGAAAGCUCAAACGGAAAAAUUAAAAACAGCAAUUGUUGAUUUGCAUCAAUUGAAAUAUCUUGCCUUAGAUUACGAUUCGAUCACAAAAGAAGCUUUCGAGGAACUCAAACUGGUUCAUCUCCAAAAUUUGAGUUUAGAAGGUUGUGAACGCAUAAAUCACGCCGCAAUUCUAAAUAUUGUCAGUAAUUGUCCUAAUAUUGAAGUGUUGAAUGUUAAUUAUUGCAACAAGUUAAAAGACGAGUCUAUCGAAGCAAUUUGUAAAGGCUUACGGAAAUUACGGAGACUUAAAAUUAACGAACUGCCUGCUGUGACAGAAAAAGUGUUCGAAAAAAUUGGAAAUGCCUCAAAUUUGAGAUAUUUGCAUAUGAAGGAUUAUGUUAAGAUUAAAAAUAGACACGAAUUGGCUUCGUAUCUUUUCAAACAGUUACAAAGUUUGAAAAUUGUCAAGUUGGGAGUAAGACAAGAAAUUCACCGAAAUGAUGUUUUUUGUUAAAAUUUCUUUGUUUCAAUAAACGGUCUUAAUUUUUGAAUGUUUCAUCGAUUACGGAAUGACUUGUGAAGUGCUUUUGUAAUGUACAUUCGAA
Molecule: messenger RNA, 1930 nt
Organism: Culicoides brevitarsis
Lineage: Eukaryota; Metazoa; Arthropoda; Insecta; Diptera; Ceratopogonidae
Exons: 2
Coding region: 61-1839 (592 amino acids)
Biological process (GO): SCF-dependent proteasomal ubiquitin-dependent protein catabolic process
Cellular component (GO): SCF ubiquitin ligase complex
Source: RefSeq, a predicted model, not a curated record